Molecule: messenger RNA, 2256 nt
Organism: Lampris incognitus (smalleye Pacific opah)
Lineage: Eukaryota; Metazoa; Chordata; Actinopteri; Lampriformes; Lampridae
Product: ubiquitin carboxyl-terminal hydrolase 2-like
Exons: 12
Coding region: 278-1492 (404 amino acids)
Biological process (GO): protein deubiquitination
Cellular component (GO): cytoplasm
Molecular function (GO): cysteine-type deubiquitinase activity
Source: RefSeq, a predicted model, not a curated record
CCCGUCCUCGGCAGUCACUCCAGCAACGCGUACUGCUGAAGUUGCACACCUGCAAAGCGGAAUUAGCAGCUCGGCGCUUCAAAUUUGGCAGCAUACAUGCGUUUCUGUUCGUCCUUCCUCCUCCCCGUUCGGCGAUAUCACAGAAUUUAUUUGAGCCGCAAGCCAUCGUCGAUGUAAACAUCUUGCUCUUGAACAACUUUUUGUUUUUAUUUUCUAACGAAGACCCAACCGUAUCCAGCCUCGUCCAGACGACCUGCGGGAGGGUAUUUGGAGAGCGAUGCCUUCUAUGCGACAGUCCUACACUGUCACCGUGUUGGCGGACCCGCCGGCCGCCGCGUUCCCCUUCCACAAGCACGACAUGCGGCGCAAGAGUCAUGCGUUACCGCGCUCCAUGCUGAUGUCCACCUUCAUGGGUUUGCUGAUCAAUCAAGCCAAGAACAAGAAUCCUCAAGGCCUGGUAGGACUGCGGAACCUGGGCAACACUUGUUUCAUGAACUCCAUUCUCCAAUGUCUGAGUAAUACACUAGAGCUGAGGGACUACUGCUUGAGAAACACACAUCGCACCGAUCUCAACAACAACUGCAGAACAACCACCCUCAUGGAGGAGUUUGCAAAGCUCACUCAGACCCUGUGGACGUCUGUAAACAAUGAGGCCAUCAGUCCCUCGGAUUUCAAGACCCAGAUCCAGAAAUAUGCUCCCAAAUUUGUCGGCUACAGCCAGCAAGAUGCCCAAGAGUUUUUGCGGUUCCUAUUAGAUGGUCUCCAUAAUGAGGUCAACAGAGUGUCGGUGUGUCCCAUAGCGUCAGUGGAAGACUUUGACCACCUCUCGGACGAGGAGAAAGGCAAGAAGAUGUGGAAUAAAUACCUGCAGAGAGAGGACAGCAAAGUGAUUGAUCUGUUUGUCGGCCAGCUGAAGAGCUCUCUGACCUGCACCGAGUGUGGCUCUUGCUCUACUGUGUUUGAUCCAUUCUGGGACCUGUCUUUACCCAUUGCACAGAAGAAUUCAGCAGAGGUGACUCUGACAGAGUGCAUGAGACUCUUUACCAGAGCAGACGUGUUGGACGGAGAGGAGAGACCAACAUGCAACAAGUGUUCGGCCAAAACAAAAUGCAUCAAAAGAUUCACCGUCCAGAAGUUUCCUCAGAUUCUCGUGCUCCACCUGAAGCGUUUCAAAGAGUCCCACGUUCGAGCCAACAAGGUGUCGGCAUUUGUCAGGUUCCCUCUCAAAGAGCUUGACCUCAGUGAAUUCGCUUCAGAGGGCAGUGCACACGCAGUGUAUAACCUAUAUGCAGUGUCCAACCACUCGGGAAACAGUUUGGGGGGCCACUACACAGCCUUCUGCAGGAACACAGCCCUGGGGGAGUGGUUUAGCUACAAUGACUCAAGAGUGAGCCCCGUGUCCACCAGCCAGGUGUGCAGCAGUGAUGCCUAUGUGCUGUUCUAUGAGUUGGCUGCCAACUAUCAAGUACGACACCAGACCUACAGACUUUAGACCCUGUGGAAGAAGUGUCCCAGGUGCCGAGCUGUGUACUAAACUGGGCCUAAGAAACUGGGCCCGCUCUGAGAGAGCUACGCUUUGCAGACUUCUCGUGUAGUAGGCCCCAGCAGAGUGGACUCUGUAUGGACAGCAGGGGCUAUCCGGUUAACACUGCAGCUAGUUAUGCUGAGAUGUUUUUUCACGAGACAGUCUUCUGCCAUUCCAUUUGACAGAAAAGGGAUGGAAAGACUUUGUGUGUGUGUGUGUGUGUGUGUGUGUGUGUGUGUGUGUGUGUGUGUGUGUGUGUGUGUGUGUGUGUGUGUGUGUGUGUGUGUCCUUGCAGGUGCAUUUAUAUGCAUGUCUCAUGUCAAGGCCAUCAAUGAGGACACCUUUACAUGCAAUUUGAAAAUGGAUUAAUGAAGUUUAUUAUUUUGCCUUUUUUGCUGCGGACACUUGAAAAGCCCACGACACUAGGUUGUAAAUUAUUCUAUUUAAUCUGAUGCCUUCGCUCUUGUGACUUUAGUGUCUAGUGCCAUCCAGUGGCAGGAAUGGAUGACUGCUCAGAGGAGCACUGUCUUCCUCCAAAAACGGUGUAAAUACAAGAAAACACAAGAUGGUGACACUCUUAGUCUGUACAUUUUAUUUUUGUACCGAUCAAAGAAACUGUUGAAUGUAACUGCAUUGUGGCACCACCAGUCAUAGCAAAUCAUCUCUAUAGAGAUGUGUUAACAAUAAUGUAGUACUUAAUUUACUGUCUAUAAAUUAAUAAAAAAAAGUCA